AUGCAGUCCGUGCAAAAGGCGAUAAAGAAGGCGACGUCGGACGCCUCUGACCUCAAACCGUUCUCGAGCAAGACGCCCCUGUAUAGCCCGAACGCGGGGCUGCUGAUUGAGUGCUCGAAGAUCAAGGCCGAGACGACACUGAGGAAGUACGUGAGGAAGGAAUGGAAGAAGCAGGGGCGCUGGGGCGGGGACGUGAAGCUGUCGCAGCAGCACUUGCCUGGACCUGUGUCGAUACGCAGGGCCGCUAGAGAGCGGGCGAAGCGCAAAGGUGCAGAGAUUCUGGUGGAGCCCUUCGCUGACGAGCCGGCGCACGACUCGCUGAACGUGUCGCUGAACAAGCAGAUUGGAGCUGACAAAGCGCUGUCGGCGACGCUCAUUGGCUCGCCCGUCCAGAUGUACGAGGUGAGCGCGAAGGGCGCCGUGACGAGAGAGGCCAAGCCAGGGGAAGAGCGGAAGCACCGUGCGGCGAGCGUGCAGGGCGGCACCAACUUCGUCGGCGACACUAGGAUAGCGUUCGAGGUGCAACAGGGCAACGAGGAGGUGGACAACCACUGCACGACCUCGACGGCGAGCGUGGACGUGAACAGGGCCGACUGGGCAUUCGGCAUCGCGCACUCCCGACACCUCCCGCGGCGAGGCAUGCGCAUCUUCGGUCGGUACUUCAACGAGCAGGGAUACGGGUCGCAGGUCGUGCUGCAAACGCUUCACUCGCGCAAGGGCUGGCCCUCGCUCUCGCCCACCGCGGUCGUGAGCGUGCCGCCCGGCGGCCUCCUCUCCCCGUCGUCGUACCAGAGCCAGUUCGGUCUGUCCUGCACGUUUCGACUGGCGCCCAAGGCGGUCAACGCGCUCGGACUCGGACAGGCGGCGUCCGAACCAGAUACAUCCUCGAACCCUGGGCAGCCACGAAAAGCGGACGAUAGUGCAAGCAUCCUCAGUAAAGCGCUCGGGGGGGUGUCGCACGUGCUUUCCGGCGUUCAAGCGGGAUCGGCGGAGGGGUUCGCAUCCGCACUGCAGCGGCGCAUCAUGGGGCACUCGAGCGAGGGCCACAGCCCCGUGCACGGGUUCUCGCACGUCGAGCAAGUCGAUCACAUGCCCGGGUACGAGCCGGCGGGGAACGAGCUGCAGUUCCGCGCCAUCAUCAGUCCGCGCGACAAGAUGGCGGCGCUGCAGGUGUCGCUCAACGUGGGCGGCAUGGUGGCGGACACGGAGAUCCUGCCCGCCCUGCGCAUGUCCACGAUUCACAGUGAUGUCUUCUGA
This is a messenger RNA of Pedinophyceae sp. YPF-701, 1257 nucleotides long. The record is from the annotation of a GenBank genome assembly. Lineage: Eukaryota; Viridiplantae; Chlorophyta; Pedinophyceae.